CACCCCGUCAUCUUCGUUCCCAUGGCGCUGUAACGACAUUAGCUACAACGGUGUACGAGAACCAUCAUCAUCAUCAUCAUCAUCACCUGGUAACCGCUCGGCGACAUCGUUGACAUCGCCGGUCACCUCCAACGGAAGCCGACAGCAAACAUUCCACCGACGAUCCAACCAUAACCGUCUACUAUCUUGACCACCACCGCCACCACCUCGGGUUCCAGUCCCGUACGGUAAACGGUCCAAAACAUAAAACAGAAGCCUACAGACCGGGAACGGCAAGCCUUCCGCGUGUGGAUCUUCGCUGAAAGCGACGCGAACAUCAAUCAUCCGAUAAUUAAUUGACACAGUUUUAACUUUAAUUUAUGGUCCACCUUUGAACACCCCUGUGGACGACGACGGGUGGCGGCAACGGCUGUGGCGCGUGAAUCGAGAGACCAACAUAUCACUACUUGAGUCUUGAGCACACACCACACUCACAACGAACAACCGAGAAGAAGAAAAUGCUAAAGGAUCUCAUUGCGGCCGAAACGGUGACACCUGAAAAAUGUGCCGGAUGUGGGAUAUCCAUAAGAGAUCGGUACUACCUGUUGGUAGCUGACCGGGCGUGGCAUAACCAAUGCCUGCGCUGUUGCAAGUGCCUCGCCAACCUGGAAACGGAACUGAGCUGUUACGCCCGUGAAGGCAACAUCUACUGCAAGGAUGAUUACUACAGACAAUUUUCCUCCCGCCGAUGCGCUCGUUGUGGCUCAGGAAUCAGUGCUUCGGAGCUGGUGAUGCGGGCCAAGGACCUAAUAUUCCACGUCAACUGCUUCUCCUGUGCAAUAUGCGGCCAAGUGCUGCGAGGUGGUGACACCGCUGGAAUACGCGACGGUCGCAUCUUCUGCGGCGAACACUACGACACCGAUGUGCUCAGUGAACCAGAAACAAUUUCAUCACAGUUUUAUCCCGGUGGACAUCAGCCGUUGCAACCGCAACAACAACAACAGCAGCAAUCUCAAAAAGGACGACCUCGAAAGCGAAAACCAACAUCGCAGCUGCUAGAUCCUCAACAACAGCAACAGAAUCAACCUCCCCCAACGCAUGAGCCACUGGAUGCCGGUACGCCACUGCGAUUAGACCUACUGCACAAGGAAAUGAGCGUAAGCAGCCUGGAUCUCUCCUCGUACGAUGGAAGUCAAUCGCCUGGAUCCGGUGGAACUCUUACACCAAACUGCCGAACCAAACGGAUGCGUACGUCGUUCAAGCACCACCAGCUCCGGACGAUGAAAUCCUACUUCGCUAUCAACCAAAACCCUGACGCCAAGGAUCUGAAGCAACUGGCCCAGAAGACGGGCCUUUCCAAGAGGGUACUUCAAGUCUGGUUCCAGAACGCCCGCGCCAAGUGGCGUCGAAACGUGAUGCGCCAGGAUGGCGGUCUCAUGAAUCCGGGUCAACCACUGGGCGGCCUUCCAUCGAUUACGACCGCCAGCCUGCAUCAUCAUCACCAUCACCUCACCAGUGCCAAUCCGAGCAAUAACAACAGCAGCGACGGAGACAUGUCCUCCAGCCAAGCUUUGGAAGAGAUGCACAAUAUGACCUUUGCCGAGCUGUACUGACACAAUCUGAUGAUCAAGAAUAUGAUUUUGUCGAAUGUGAUCAAACUGUCGCAAAAUCAAGCUCCACCUCAACCACAACCACCAUCAUCGGAGCAGCAGCAACAGGAUCAUCAACCUUCUCUGAUGAUUCCAAUGCAGGCAGAACCGAAUCUAGAUCCGAACGCCAACCCAACCGAUUCCGGUAUCAGUGAUAAUUGCAGUGGAAAACUGACGCCCAGUUGGAGCAAUAUCUACACCGAAACUAAUCAUUAGGGAGUUGUAUAAUAAAACCAAGCAAGAUGCAGAAAAUGAGAGUAGAAAAAAAACAGGCUAGGGGUGUGCAAUAGAAUUAACAGGUGAUUAACAUCGACGCUAAUUACAUGCUAGUUUUCACGUCUAGUUAACGACAAGUGUGUAUCGGAGACACAAAUCAGGACGUAGUGAGCGACAAAAUGUCUGCUAGUCACGCGAGAUCCGUUACAAUGUAGUUCACACAGUCACGGUUUAGCGGUACGUACCGAGUAUGUAGGAUACCUUUGGCAGGGUGCAGUUCAAAUGGAAUGCAUCAGCAAAUGUAGAGUAGUUUGA
Messenger RNA from Ochlerotatus camptorhynchus, 2159 nucleotides. Its product is annotated as LIM/homeobox protein Lhx9-like. The transcript has 6 exons. Gene Ontology annotation, molecular function: DNA-binding transcription factor activity, RNA polymerase II-specific; RNA polymerase II transcription regulatory region sequence-specific DNA binding. Gene Ontology annotation, cellular component: nucleus. NCBI's taxonomy places the organism in Eukaryota, Metazoa, Arthropoda, Insecta, Diptera, Culicidae. The record is from RefSeq and is a predicted model, not a curated record. Gene Ontology annotation, biological process: regulation of transcription by RNA polymerase II; neuron differentiation. Bases 498 to 1592 code for a protein of 364 amino acids.